This is a messenger RNA of Neurospora hispaniola, 393 nucleotides long. RefSeq lists its product as uncharacterized. Lineage: Eukaryota; Fungi; Ascomycota; Sordariomycetes; Sordariales; Sordariaceae. Bases 94 to 336 code for a protein of 80 amino acids. The record is from RefSeq and is a predicted model, not a curated record. The transcript has a single exon.
GACGACGACGACAACGACAACGACAACAACGACGGUUACUCUGAUAAGGACAAGAGCGAGAACGAGGAAGCGAAUACCCCUGAGGAUGAGUACAUGUCCUCGCCGUGGAGUGUUGGAGAUUCCUCAACCCCAAAGAACCCCUUCCUGGAGGAUUCGCCGCAAGUGGACUUGAUGGGUCCCUUUCACAACGAGCUCAACAACCGCAACCGUGCCAAUCGAGCUGUCGACCCCUUCCUCAGAGAUCCCGUAAGCCAGUCGCUCAGAAGCGAAGCCGACUAUGAGAACUACCACAAGCUACCGCGCAUCAACUUUAACAGUUAUGGAUGGAGACUAUGAUAUCCUUCCCCGAGCCGACCGUGAGGUGCUUGGGUAGAUGUGGCCACUAGCCGAUCC